Xiphias gladius (swordfish) is the source of this 8344-nucleotide messenger RNA. RefSeq names its product cell adhesion associated, oncogene regulated (gene cdon). Gene Ontology annotation, cellular component: axon; plasma membrane. Lineage: Eukaryota; Metazoa; Chordata; Actinopteri; Istiophoriformes; Xiphiidae. The record is from RefSeq and is a predicted model, not a curated record. Gene Ontology annotation, molecular function: protein binding. Gene Ontology annotation, biological process: cell-cell adhesion; nervous system development; axon guidance. The transcript is spliced from 19 exons. The coding region runs from base 649 to 4014 and encodes 1121 amino acids.
CCUCCCCUCUCCUCUCCAGGAGCCGUAUUGAGCUGUGGGGCUGGGACAUUCCUGGUCUGACGACCAGCCUCACCACUGCCAUGAUUUGCUGAGCAACUCGACACUGGCUUCAAAGACGCGUGUGUGUGUGUGUGUGUGUGUGUGUGUGUUGAGGAAGCAGCGGCGGAGACGGAGACCGAGAAACGGGGGAGAAGUCACAAUAAGGGGUUAGACAGCGCGACAGAGAGAGAGAGAGAGAGAGAGAGAGAGUGUGUGUGUGUGAGCGCAGCGAGCCGGGACGUAACGCCUUCAUUCAAACACACGGACUCCAAACUUCCCGGGAGAAAACUCUCCACCACCUCAGCUCGAGUUUAGUCCAGGGGGGAGUUGUCGCACCUUGGCCCCGACGCCGGCGCUGCUCCGCGGGGUCUGAAAACUCUCUCUCCCCCACCUCCGCCGCCGACUGUUUUUCUCGUUCCUCCCGUCGUCGCGCACUUUCAGCCCGUGUCUAAUGGAGGGCCCCAUACGGAUUUGCCACCGGGAGAAUGCGUCUUGCUGCUGACUCACCCGACGACUCGACGCUUUUGCCCUCCUGCGAGAGAGGUUUGCUGGACAGACGAAGUUGUACGUGCCGGGCAACACGGCUGCUGACAGGGGUCGAAGUGCACCAUGGACAGUGGCCUAAGGGUCCUCCUGUCCACUGUGCUGUGCCUCAGCCAGUCUCUGCUUAUCAGCUGCUCAUCUCAAUAUCCCUCUUUCAGCUCUGAACCUGCCUCUUUGGUUCAGAGUCAAGGCUCUGUUGCUCGUCUGCGCUGUGCGGCAAGUCCUCCGACAGCGGUGGUUUCCUGGCGCUUCAGGGGCCUUCCCCUGGACCAGCACACCCUGCCUGGUGUGGAGGUCAGCAGGGGCUCCCUAACCAUCUCCUCCCUUAAACCCAGCCAUGUUGGCGUCUAUCAGUGUGUGGCACACUCGGACCACGGGCCGGCCGUCGCCAGUCGCCUCGCGCAUGUGGACAUAGCAGAAAUGUCGGAAUAUGAAGAUGGCCGACGGCAGUCCUUAUCAGUGCGGGAAGGCAGCACUGUUCUUAUAGAGUGUCCUCUACCGCACAGUGUCCCUCCAGCCCUUCCUAGACUAAGAGUACGAGGGAAGUGGAUGGAAGUGUCAACAGAUGACUACUUGGUCCUUCCGUCCGGGAAUCUUCAGAUUAUCUCUGUCUCAGUCCAGCACCAGGGCAUGUAUAAAUGCGGUGCAUUCAACCCUGUUACCGGGGAAACCGUCACGCAGCCUCAUGGUACCAAGCUAUCAGUGAAACAUUUAGACACCUCCUCCCCAGUGCGGAUCGUUUACCCCACCGCCCCGGUGACUGUUGUGGUGCAGCAGUCGCAGCCGCUGACGCUGGAAUGUAUCAUGUCUGGGAGUCCUGCACCUACCGCCAAGUGGCUUAAGAAUGGUAAGGAAGUCACAUCGGGGCCUUUUCUCCAACGACAGCACAACAACCUGGCCUUUGUCGCGGUGGCGAGGAGCGACGAAGGGAGUUACACCUGUGCUGCUGAAACCCAGCGGGGGACCAUGAUCAGCGCUAACUACACCGUGAAUGUGCUCGAGCCCGUGUCCAUCGUGGAGGGCCUGCACAACCAGCCUGUCUCUCCUGGCUCCUCUGCCCGUUUUACCUGCAUAGCGAGAGGAAACCCCUCCCCAAACAUCACGUGGUUGUUCAACGCUGAUCCCAUCACCCCGUCGCACCACUUUCAGAUCUCCGGAUCCUCACUUCUUAUUACAGAUGUGACGCCACAGGAUGUGGGCAUGUAUCAGUGUCUGCUGGACAACGGGAUCGGUUCGGCACAGUCAUUUGGAAUGCUUACCACACAAUCAGACCCACAGCUAGGCUCCACGGCUGGUGUGCUGCUGGAGGCUUCGCCUUCUCUCCAUCCCAUGCAAAGCGACGAGGGCCACGACGAAGGCGCGGGCGACACAGUCAACCUGCCAGCCGACAGGAGCGGUGACCGUCUCACUCCAGAGGCGCCGAUCAUCAUCAGCCCGCCGCAGACUCACAAGCCUGAUGUGUACGAUCUGGAGUGGAGGGCGGGGCGAGAUGGGGGCAGUCCGAUCAUCGCCUACUUUGUCAAAUAUCGUAAGGUCGAUGAAUUGGGAACAGUGGUGGGGAGUUGGCAUACGGUCCGUGUCCCUGGCAGUGAGAAGUCCCUGCGGCUGUCAGAGCUGGAGUCCUCCAGUCUCUAUGAGGUGCUGAUGGUGGCUCGGAGUUCGGCAGGCGAGGGCCAGCCGGCCAUGCUCACCUUCCGCACUGGCAAGGAGAAGAGCACCUCCUCCAACAAGAAUCCGUCCAAGCCUCCCGUCGUCUCGAUGCCCCCCAAAGCUCCAGAGGACAAAACCCCCAACACGCACUUUGGAGUCAUCAUACAUGACAGAGUACCCGAGGCCCCCGAUCGCCCGACCAUCUCCAUGGCAACUGAAAGUUCAGUGUACGUCACCUGGAUCCCGAGAGCAAACGGCGGCUCUCCGAUCACGGCUUUCCGCGUCGAGUACAGACGCGGCCGCAGCGCGGAGUGGGUCGUGGCUGCGGAUAACAUCUCACCUCUCAAACUGUCUGUGGAAGUUCGCAAUCUGGAGCCGGGCUCCACCUACAAGUUUCGCGUGGUAGCCAUGAACAUGUACGGCGAGAGUCCCCACAGCAUUCCCUCAAAGCCGUACCAGGUGCCACAAGCCAGCCCGCGUAUGGCAGACCGCCCUGUGGUCGGACCUCACAUCUCAUCCACAGACGCCAUCAGCGACACACAGAUCAUGCUGCGCUGGACUUAUAGUCCCUCGAGUAACAACAACACACCAAUCCAAGGUUUCUACAUUUACUACAGGCCCACAGACAGCGACAAUGACAGCGACUACAAAAGGGAUGUGGUCGAAGGUGUAAAACACUGGCACAUGAUUGGACAUCUCCAGCCGGAGACCUCCUAUGAUAUCAAGAUGCAGUGCUUUAAUGACGGGGGAGAGAGCGACUACAGCAACGUCAUGAUCUGUGAGACUAAAGCACGUCAGUCCCCGGGGUCGCCCGGCCCCCACCCCAUCACCCCACCCGGCCCCCACCCGCAGGAGCCUCCCAGCCCUCCUGGAGGACUGCUGUACCUGAUUGUGGGCUGUGUUUUGGGAGUGAUGGUGCUCAUCCUGCUGGCUUUUAUCGCCAUGUGCCUGUGGAGGAAUCGGCAGCAGAACAACAUGCACAAGUAUGAUCCUCCCGGCUACUUGUACCAGCCGGCAGAGAUGAACGGCCAUGUUCUCGAGUACACCACCCUGCCUGGCACCAGCCGCAUCAAUGGAGGUGUCCACGGGGGCUACGGGCACAGUGGCCCAAUGUUACCCCAGGGCUGCCAUCACCUCCACCACAAACUCCCGAACGGCUUGGCGCUGCUCAACGGCUCCGGUGGCCUCUUCUCACCUGGCCACUCACACGGCCAUGAUGGCACCCUGCCCCACAGCGCCCGGGACUGCGAGCACUCGCACCCUCACCCUCACCACCACCAUAACGGUGGAGGCAUGUACACAGCGCUUCCCCAGACAGAGUCUUCCGAUUGUAUGAGCUGUCAGAACCUCUGCAACAACAACAGAUGUUACAACAAGACCAAUGGCACUUUCUCCAGCGGCACUCUGCCUCUAAUGCAUCGUGUGGCGCCCUGCCAGCAGGAUGGGCUGGAGAUGGUACCUCUGGGCCAGGUUUCACCGCAGUGCCACGGCCCAGACAGCCCGAUGACCUCCGGUGACCAGGAGGCCGACGCAGGGUAUCAGCCAGACGAGCACAAGGAGUCCUCGCCCUCACAGCAUUCCUGCUGUCUGGUCGGGAACAAUGAAAACUGUCCAGCUGACAACACUGCUGAGGAGGAGCUGGAGUGCGUGGACACAGAGGGGCCUGUGGUGUGCUGGGAGAGUCUUGGCCUGCCAGACUUGGACUGUGACGAAAAGCCUGGGUGGAUCUCUAGCAGCAGCCUGGCGGGAGAGCUGAUCCAGCCCAGCCUACAGGAGGUCUGAACGCAGCCCACACGCAAACACACUCCCCUGCGGCGUGGAGGUUGUAGAACGACAGAAGAAGGUGGAGGACCAGCGAUGGGAGAGUAAGAGACACUGCGCGUUACAGUGACAAGGACACAAAACUGUUGAUGGACCGAGCUGAGAGAGAGAGAGAGAGCGGCUGCAAGCGACUGAGAGCAAAGCCAGAUGGGGAGAAACGCAAAGAGAAAAGGGAGUGUUGCUCAAAGACAGAAACUAUAUCCCACUGGAGGGAAGACUCUCAUAAAAGAUCAAAAACUCUUUAGAUGACUUAUUUAUUUUUUGUAGUAGUAAAAUAUUAUUUCAUAUGAAUGUAUCUGUUUUAAAGAAAAAAAGUUUGUCUUUUAUAUUAUUUAUGCCUUUUUUUGAUGAGAAAUACUUUUUAUUUUUUGUUGUUUUGUCCCUCUGUGUUCCACUCAAGCGUGGAGAUUAGCAAUUGUCUGUGUAAAGUUUUGUAAUAAUAUAAAGAGAAGAUAUGGAAGAGUAAACAACAACCUAUUUUCGGUUUCUUUCCUCCCCACCUUCAUGUGCAGAGCGCCCGAUGAAUGAUUGCCACAGUGAAUUUCCCGGCCUCGGUCCAAAGCCAUCAAUAUUUCUGGCAGGCCUUUGAUGUGGCUCUGUGAUGGGCUGUUCCACAGCAGUGACCCCUGAACAGGGUGAACAUUCCCUUCACUGUUCAGAUUAAGGCUGCUGCUCUUUGCUCCAGUGAAUCCUCGAUGGCUCAUCGCUUUACGCAAAAUGCGCCGUUGCCCUGCGAGGACCGUUGACCUACUGGCCCCAAUCUGUUAGAGGAGUCGGGUAGUUACAUUAAAACAGAAUUGUUAAGUGUUAGAAGCCCUCUCGCACAAAUCUUCGUAUGUUAAAACCAUCUGCUUCAUAUUAGUGAUGCUGUACCCUCAUUUCUGAUUUUGAGAUCACCCAGAUGAACUGUAUCUGGCCAGAAGAAAUUCUAGUGCAAAAUCUCCGGCCACCAGGAAGGGCUAAAUCCGAAUCUAAAAUCUAACACAAACUGCGACAUAAACAGCAGCAAAAAUGCCCCAUUCAGAGACUUUAUCCUCUCAUCAGUGUGGUAUUCAUUCAUGGUAUAAAAGGGUCAGUUUCCCCCAGAGCACGAAAAAAGUAGUUUUUUUGUUUUUGGUUUUUUUUUUUACUUCCUCGGUGUGGUAUAUAGGAAUGUACACAGUUUUGUUUCAUUGUACGGCGAAAAGGGAAGAAAUAGUCCCAAUGAAAUCAGUGAACAUCGAUGUUUUGGACUCUCCACAGCAAAACGGACAUUGUGUCUCCGGCGAUUAAAGCAGCACAAACACAUUUUUCUUCACCUCCACUGUGUUUGUUCACAGGCAGAAAAUCUCAGGAAGUCAAAACCGUGACAUGUGACAGCAAAAGGAAUCGCAUGGCUAAAUACCAGUAGGAGCUAAGAGGCAAAAUAUGUUACUGUGAUUUUGGGUAAGGCCACCCUAUAGCUGGUUUUAAAAAAAAAAAAAAAAAAAAUCUUUCUGUCCCAGUUUAUUGAAAUUACAUUCCAUGGGUUCUGUAGACUGAAUUCUGAUUUGCCAGUUGGAGCUGCCGGCAUGCAAAGCUGUGUGUUGUAGCUGUAUUAUCUCACGAUAAAGAACAAAAAACGGACUGUGGUACAUCAGAAAUAGAUGGAGGUGAGUUGAGAUUCUGUCAUCGAAAGUUGCGGUGCGAUGCUGCUCUUGUAAUGGUGUUAACUCAUUCAUAAAAUAGUCGUAAUAUACUCUCCUAAGGUUUCUGCCUGAGUUAGCCGAACCCAUUUUCUAAAGGUUUAAACCUUCCGUUCUUUCUAAAGCAAUCUAAAGCAAACUCCAAUCUGCGCUGGCUGAUUGGAGUUGAUAGGAUAGCAGCCGGCAGAUGACAGGACUGGCCAUGCUUCACUGAGGAUGACUGCAGUGCAGGCUUUCCAUGCCUGGUGCCUGUCUGCCUGUGUUCGUGCCAGAGUGGGCUGCCAGUCCUCAGGCCCUGGCUCGCCUGGCAUCUCUCCUUCCCCUGAUGGUAUACGGGAUAUUCCUGGCACACAGAGUUACUCGCCUGCUGCUGAGGCGUGGCGCGGCUUCUUCCGGCUGUUAUAUUUAGUCUCGAUGGAGGCUGUUGUGCUGUUGAGGCUGGUGGCCUUCGCCCAGUUGAGUUGACUUAAACUCAGUGCUUUCCCAGGAAUGGCCUUCAUGAGUUCCGCAGUCCUGAAACUCUCUGGUGUUUUAGAUGUACACUGUUCAAGAAAUGUUUGUUUUUGAGUAGUGGAUCCGAAACGAAAAGUGACCCGAGGCCCAGAAUGAUGGACAGAGCUUGGCAUUCUCUGCACGGAGUUGUUACGUUUUGUUUUGUUUUUUUGUUUUUUUUAAACUUUUCUUUUAUUUCCAUGCAAUAGCUUAUUCAAGCCCCCAUUAUGAUUCCCUUGCUGCCGUUAGCAAGAAAAAGGAACUAAACAAUGGGAAGGAAAUAAAGCUGGAAAUGAAAGAGAAAUGGUCCAGGGAGAGAGAGGGGAUGCUGACAGAUGCAGGCUGGGCUGAUGACGAGAAGAUAAGGCCAGGGUUGUCUCUAAAUGAGCUGCUUCUCCAUCUCCCACGUCUGUCAGUCGGCACUCUCCCUCAGCCCUGCCCUGCACCCUCUACCCACGCAGCUACACCCCUUCAUUAAGGAGCCCAUGGGAACAAGAAAGCUCAUUGUCCGCCCUGGAAUUUCUGCCCCUUGCUGCAGAGCCGACCUGUUAACGCCAGUCCCUCUCCCCUCCGCCCACCAUUCUUCCUCUCUCCCCUCUCCAGCACACCCUGAAUGAAUGCAAUUCUUAUGAAUCAGGCAGUGUGUUGUUAACUUGCUUGAUUCAGCCCCGGGCGGUUUUAUCCUUGAGAUGUCACAAACCCCAGAUGAAGCAUAUUGUGGUUGGAUGAACUCCAACAGCAUUCCAGUGGGUCCCAACAAAUGAUGAGCUCAUAUGCUUUACAGGACUAAUAAUCUACAGUAUAUGUUCCCUCAUGGAUGUCCGCUAUAUAUUUAUAAUCAGGCUCAGGUCUCGGGGCAUGUAGAUGCCACAUACUGUAGCUGACAUUUUGGGUUGUCGUGCUGCUAAAAUUGUUGCAUUUGUCGACUGCAACUGUUGGAUUUAAUCAGGAAGAAAAAACAAAAAUACAGCCUCAUCUUUAUCCCAGCUGCAUCCGUUUAACUGCCCCCAUUUCCUCCGUCUCAACAGACUUUACAAUUUCAGCAUUGUCCUUCUGCUCUGGAUCAAUAAUGAGCCUAUUGAUGACAAGCAGGUUGGACCUGUUGACAUGAGCUAAGCUUCAGAAUGAAAUCGAUGGCGUUCGCCAGUCGGAAGAAACUCUGAGAGCCAAGCCGGCGGAAAAAAUAAAUCCGCUAUGCUUUCAUUAUUAUUCACCGACCACUCCAGGACAUCUUUGCACAGACAUGACUAAUGGUGUGUUUAUUUUAAUAUGCAUGAAUUAUUUAAGAGAACAUUUGUUUUAUGUGCACGAACGUCUGUCAAGGUAUUGGUCAGUUCAAAGGAGCUAAAAUGUUCCCCCAGAAAUUAUUCAGGAAUGUUUUGCAGCAGAGUGAGUUUGCAGCCUUGAGCGAUGUGCUUUAAAAUGCUGAGAUGUGUCGGUCUGCUCCGGAUGUGCCACAGUCUCUCAUUCUGUUGACAGUGACAACACACAGUAGUUAAUGAGAGAAGUCUAAUGCAAUUAAAGAAGAAAAAAAAUCAAAAAAGCAGGGUGGUAAUUGGAAUUAAGGAACCGUAAUGAGCAAUAUAUUUCAAGAAAAACAAAAAACACUCUUGUCUAAUGAACCCCCAAACCAGAUGGUUUUAAUAAUGAACACAAUACAAGACUGGUGAAGUGUUUCAAAUGGAAACCACAACCUCAGGUCUUCAUGGUGUCACGCUUCGUAAGUUUAUAUGGCUACAAAGAUUGCAGGAGACAACAGUGCAGUCUUUCACUGAUCAAAGUGUUUCAGUAUGUGUUACAGUCCAGUCUGGUGUUGAAAGAUCAGUUCAUCCAAAUGAUAGGAAAAAAAUAUUCUCUCAUUUACCCCUGAUGGUAUUUAGUCAGAGAUCAGUUUUGUUUGUUUGUCCAGGUUAAUCCUGUUUUUGUUUUUUUUCCCAUUUCUGCCUCCCGUUCAAAACAAAUGCCGCUGAAUGGAACUUCAUUUGUUGGUGCUGUCAGCAUUGAAAAACUGCAAUCAAAAAAAAAUUCAAUAGCUGCUUGUUUUUCCAUGUUAAAGCUUAUCUUGGGAAUACACAGAACACAAUGUCAUUGUUCUUGAGGGACUGUUUUGUCAGUAGAGAGUAGUUCCAAUAAAA